Molecule: messenger RNA, 213 nt
Organism: Pocillopora meandrina
Lineage: Eukaryota; Metazoa; Cnidaria; Anthozoa; Scleractinia; Pocilloporidae
Source: the annotation of a GenBank genome assembly
AUGGUUGAUUAUGGAUUUCUUUUUGUGUGGGAAACACUCUUCAUAUGGAGUACUUGUGGUUCUGUUUUUCAAAGCUUCUUCAGAAUGACUUGGACAAAGUGAAAGAUCAUUGGAAUGAUCACAAGAUUUCCAAGUCUCCAUACAGUUCUGUUCAUGGGGUACCAGAUGUUAUAAACUUUCUACCAGAAUAUCAUAGACAUGAAGAAUGUUUAG